Messenger RNA from Trypanosoma conorhini, 2715 nucleotides. RefSeq lists its product as uncharacterized. The coding region runs from base 1 to 2715 and encodes 904 amino acids. The record is from RefSeq and is a predicted model, not a curated record. The transcript has a single exon. Lineage: Eukaryota; Euglenozoa; Kinetoplastea; Trypanosomatida; Trypanosomatidae.
AUGGCGAUGGCGAUGGCGGCGGCGGCGGCGGCGGACAAAAACGCCGCGCGGGCGACGCCGCCGCGCCCGCCAACUCCGACGACGGCCUCGACGCACGCCGCCGCAGAGCCACACGGUGCGGCGCGUGUGGAGUCCGCACAACGCACGAAGGCCCAACAGCGGCAGCAGCGGCCCCUCCUGCGGACCGUCACACGGCGCCUGGUGUCUGGCGCCGUGCCCUCGCAUGCAGGCGGCGCCGCGGAGAGGCCCGGGGCGCGGAGCCGUAUGACUCCGCUGCGGCAAACGUUGAGCCCGUCAGCGCGAGCGCCGCCCGCCGCCCCGGCGAAGGCGGGAACCGAGCACGACAACGCAGCCCACGGCAGUGCAACGAAGCGGCGCCGCCCGCAGGUGCCUCCGUGCGGCUUUCGCAAGAGUGCAACGACGCUGGGGUCGAGCCCCGGCAAGCGCGACGCUGCGGGGCGUGAGCCGCUGCGGCGGCAGCUCACAUGCAGCCGCGCCGCCUCCCUGCAUCACCACUUGCGAGCCGUCGCGAAUUCCCCGCCCGAGAAGCGACAGUUCAGCGCAGCGCUGCUUCGUCAAGCAACUCCCACGACGGGAGCUGCCAUGGCACUCUCUCCGGCGUCAAAGAAGGCCGCAAUUUUGGCCAAGCCGGGUUCACGAGCUACGGCAGCCGGCAAGAAGAACGCUACUCCUUGUGAGAACGCCGCGGGGGCGAUGGACCUGCUGCGGCGGCCCCCGUCACUGAAGCCGAGGUCGCAUGGAACCCCCACCGCCGCACCGCGUGGGAACGCGACGUCGCUGCGGCCGUGGUACAUUCGCCUCACCUCCGCCUCGGCGCACGUUGCCCCCGCCACCAAGCAGUGUGAACGCUCUGCGACGGCAAAGGCGCUACCCACGCCCACACGGAAGCCACGCGUGGCCCUGCGGACGGCGUCUGCGCCCUGCCUUCCGCAACCCACGAGGCGGUUGCAGCGGACGCACACCAGCGACCGCCCCGCGGGAGCCACGCGGGAUGCGGCCUCCUCUUCGCUGCACACCGCCGUUGUUCCGGCGCCGCGGACGCGGGUCUCUCGUACCAACUCUGCCCCCAGCCGCGUUGGCGGCCGUGGUGGUGCCGCCCAGGAAGGCAGAAGAAGGACGCCGACGCCGCCAUUAGCUCGCGCGCGCGCCGCCGUCCAUGGUGGAGCCGUACCGUUUUCUGCGUUUGAUCGUCGUGGCGGCGGCGCCGGCAGGCGCACCUCCUCACUCCACUUGAGAGCGCCUGGGGAGGAGGACCAACUCCAGCGACAGAGGAAGACGCAGAAAGGGGCAAAGGAUGGGCGGGACGCGGUGGGCGAAGGCGGCGCCGCGCAGCAGAAGCCGGUUCUGAGGAAAGCGCCCCUGCCGAUUCGUGGGACGAAUAGUACCCUUUGUAGAGAGGCCUCGACGCGAGCGAAGGAGCGUCAACGCAUUCGGCAGGAGCACGAACGCUUGGCGGCGGAGGUGCCGCAUUUGUCACAGGAGACUUGGUUGGCAAUGCGGCGGGAGCUGCAGCGUUUGGUGGAGGUUCGCUCAAAGCGCACCGGCGCGGUCUUGGAAUCUCACGCAGAGGCCCCGCACCAGGGCGGCGAGAGGGAUCGGCGGCGAGAGGGCAUUAGAAAAAAUCCCACGGUCGGCGGCAUGGCGAUGCCGGCGCGGCCCGGCGGGGGCAUCCUGCAGCACGCUGGCACCGCCGGAGACGCGGUCGCAACGGAGCCGGCCAGGUCUUUAGAGGGCGCAACGGGGAGCCGCACGGGCGCCCCAGACGGGCCGUGCAACACGGGGGCGGGGCAGGAGGUGGAGGUGGUGGUGGCGGUGGCGGAGGGCGGGUUCUCCUCACCGCACCGUGGGUCGGGGGCGGCCCGGGCGCGGCCGAAGCUCGUCGCUGGCGCAGACAAAAACUUCCGCUCCCCCCCGCGUCAUCGCCGCCUGUCCCCCACCGCCGUGCACGGCGAGGGCGCCGCGGCGGGGGCGCACACGGCACCGCCGCACGGUCGGCGAGGGAGCGGGGUAGACGACGACGACGACGAGGACGAGGAGGAGGCGGCGAAGCUGCGAGGCAGCGGCAGUUGCGGGAGCGGCGCCUCCCCCUCCAUACGAGCUCCGAGCGCGCUCCUUGACGACGCGGGUGCGGCGUCCGCGUCCUCCACGCCGUGGCUGCGCCGUGGCGACGCAGCCGCGUCGGACGACGACGCCGCCUCCCCCAGCGUCCUCCCACCGCAGCGGAGGAACUCCCCAACAUCCACGAGGCGGCGGUCAGUCCGGCGGAGGGCAAAGGCGCCUGUCUUGAACUUCUGCCGCACGCGCAGCACACCGCGCCGGUCCUACUCUGCCACAUCCCCCGUGCGGCGCCACCGCGGAGUGUGGGAUAGAUCGAACUCGAAACGCUUCGCUGCGUCGCGAAACGCCAGGGGUGGUGGCCGAGGCGACGGCGUCGUCGUGCUAUCCUCCGACAUGCUCGUGGCUCUCUACGCCACCAUCCACGGGACGGCCGACGGCAACAGCGGCGGCGGCGGCGGCGGCGGCGGCCCUUGCGCGCAACGCCGCGGCAGGCGCAGUUUGCCGCAUCUCCCCACUGCGAGAACACUUAACUACGAGGACAGUGCAUCGACAAGGAUGACGACAACGACGACGAAGGCGGUGGCCGUCGCCCCAAUUUCAGCGGGGUGGAAGUUGCGUGGGCAAAGUGCCCGGUAG